AUGUUCCUCGUUUCACUCCUCUUCUGGGCCGCGUGCCUCUGGAUCGCGGGCAGGUGCUUCUACAACCUGUACCUCCACCCACUGCGCUCUUACCCGGGCCCCUGGCUCUGCCGCGCCUCCUCCUUGCCCCGGAUCUGGCACCGCACCGUCGGCACCAACAUCUCGCACGCCCAUCACGCGCACGAGAAGUACGGCCCCGUCGUGCGCCUCAGCCCCGGCGAACUCAGCUACAUCAACUACGACGCCUGGAACGAUAUUUACGGCCGCAACGACGGCAAUGCCGCCCUGCCAAAAGACCCAACCUUCAACUCGCCAUCGCCCGACUACCCACCGGGCCUCGUCCAGGUCACCGACGGCCCGCCGCACGCGCGCCAGCGCCGCAUCUUCGCGCCGGCGUUCUCCAACACCUCGCUCAUGAAGCAGGAGGCCAUGCUGCGCGGCCACGUGCGCAAGAUGGUCGCCAAGCUGCAGCGGGCGUGCGACAGCGCCUCGUCCUCGUCCUCCCCCUCCUCAGGCGCCGAACUCGACAUCUCCUCCUUCUUCAACUUCCUCACCUUCGACGUCAUGGCCGACCUGGCCUUCGGCGCGCCGCUGGGGCUGCUCGACGCGGGCCAGUACACGCCGUGGGUCAAGAACGUCUUCGCCGUCUUCCGCAUCCUCUCGCUGCGCGCCAUCAUCUUGUACUACCUGCCGCAGCUGGAGGGCCUGAUGACGCGCGUGCUGGCGCGGCCGGCCAUGGUGGCGGCGCGGAAGGCGCACAUCGACUACGCUGCCGGGUUGGUGGAUCGGAGGCUAGACGCGGAUGCCAACGCGCAGACCGAGGAGAGGCCGGAUGUCUGGGCGCUGGUGGAGAAGAAGAUGGAUGUGUUGACGCGGGAGGAGAUGCAUAUUAACGCCGCGACGUUCAUGGCGGCGGGGACGGAGACGACGGCGACGGCGUUGUGUGGGGUUGUGUGGUUUCUUGCGAGGGACGGGGGCGCGAUGGGGAAGGUGACGGAGGAGGUGAGGGGGUUGAGCGGGGGGGAGGAGGACUUGACGAUGGAUACGUUGGCGAGGUUGCCGUAUCUCAAUGCGGUUAUUAAUGAGGCGAUGCGGUUGUAUCCGCCCACGCCGGAUAUGCUGUAUAGGCUUGUGCCAGAGGGGGGCGCGAUGGUCUGCGGGAAGCUUGUGCCGGCUGGGACGGUGGUCGGUAUCCAUCAGUGGCCCGCGUACCACUCGGCGCACAACUUUGCCCGCCCGGAGGAGUUCAUUCCGGAGCGGUGGCUUCCCGAAGCUUCGGUCAAAGGGGAAUUUGUGAAUGAUGAGAGGAGGAUAGUGCAGCCGUUCUCGAGGGGGCCCAGGAGCUGUAUUGGGAAGAAUCUUGCCCUGCAUGAGAUGCGCUUGGCCCUGGCAAGCACUUUGCGGCAGUUCGAUAUCGUUGCCACCGAUAACAGCAAGGAUUGGAUGCAGCGCCAGAAAUGUCAUGUUGUAUGGGAAAAGCCUCCACUUAUGAUGAAGGUCAAACCUGUGGUGUAA
Lasiodiplodia theobromae is the source of this 1515-nucleotide messenger RNA. RefSeq names its product Cytochrome p450. The transcript has 5 exons. Gene Ontology annotation, molecular function: heme binding; monooxygenase activity; iron ion binding. The record is from RefSeq and is a predicted model, not a curated record. NCBI's taxonomy places the organism in Eukaryota, Fungi, Ascomycota, Dothideomycetes, Botryosphaeriales, Botryosphaeriaceae. Bases 1 to 1515 code for a protein of 504 amino acids.